CCUGGGUCCAGAAGAGACCAGGUCCACAUGGGUCUGUAUGGGUCUCUCCGCUCAGGCGGACGGCGGCGGCGCUCGUCCUCUCGUCUCGGACGUCUGCUUCGUCAGAGCUCCGCCCGGCGUCCACCGCGCCCUGGUCUGCGAGGCGGUCGACGCCCUCAGCUUCCUGAUGGUGGGCGGGGCCGAGGAGCUGCUCAGCGGGGUCGUCAGGGUGGGGCUUCGACCGGGCGCCGUCUUCCCGUUCCCCGUCGCCGUGGCGGUCCCUUUCUCCGCACGUUACCGUGGCAACUACAGGGAGGUGGUGGUGAAGGUGGUGGACGCCGAGCGGAGGGUGAACUACAUCCACCCGGUGGUGACGGAGGGGAACUGCGACGGACAGAGGUCCUCAUUGGCUGAGGUGCGGGUCUACGCCCUGGGUCUGUUCGCUGUGGUUUCCCGUUUGAAGAAGGAGACCUUCACCGUCCCCAGAACAGGGUCCUCCUUCAAACUGACCACCGAUCCACGGGUCGGCCUCACAUACCUCCCACAAUCCUUCACUGCACCGGUGAUGAUCCAGGCCUCGGUCCAGCCGUUGGACGCCGUCCUUCUGGCCUCGGUCCGGUCCAGGACGGAGGUCUACCACCCGGUGGUGUCCACCAGCCCCAUGCUCUACCUCACCCACCCGACAUCUCAACCCCUGAGGAGGACCAUGACCCUGACCCUGCCCUGCCCCCCCAACCCCACCAAGAAGAGGGCGGGGCCUGUGGAGGAGCUGAAGACCCGGUCGGUGGGCGGUUCUUUAUCGUGGGAUCAUCACGUCAACAACAGACUGAGGGCUUUGGAUCGUCAUGUAAAGGCAUCUGCAGAGGUUUCCAUGGAUCUGCUGAUGGUCCUGGUCUACAGAGACAAAGAGUGGAGUUUGAUGGAGGACGUCAACGUGAAGAACCAGCAGAAAGGACUGGUGUCCAUGGAGCUGACAGAGAACAUCCACAGAGUCCUGGUGCUCCGCCUCCAGUCGCCCGUCCAGCCCUGUCAUCUGCUCUCAUUGGCCGAGGACCUGGAGGACACCGCCCGCCGCCACGCGGUCACCGUCAUCCUCCAGCGGCAGAAGGACGACCCCCGCGCCGUCCUGGUGUCCGCCCUCCCCAGCAGAGACCUGGAAUGGGAGGUGUCCAGGCUCCGGGCCCAGGGGUACGCCGGCGCCGUGGACGCCUCCCACGAGGUUUCAAUGUGCGAAGGAGAUCAGCUGAUCCUGAGGUUCAGCGGAAACAUCACUUCAACAGGUAAGGGGGAGGAAGUCUUCGGGAUCAUCUCCAAACUCCAUCUCGUAUCUGCACCAGGGUCAAACCAGAACCAGAACCAGAACCUGGUCCCUGAGCGCCUGACCUUCCACAGUCAGCGGAGGAACCAGAUCCGGGUCCGUCUGACCCAGGUGGACCCGUUUGGGAACCACAGCUCCCAGCACUACAAGGGGACGGCCAUGUUCUACAAGGUCAGCCGGGCUCACGUGGACCGGACCCGAGACCAGCUGACGGACCAGGAGGUUCUGGGGGAGCCGUCCAGUCCCUUCCUGUCCACUCAGUCCAGUCCCUUCCUGUCCACUCAGUCCAGUCCCUUCCUGUCCACUCAGUCCAGUCCCUUCCUGUCCACUCAGUCCAGUCUCUUCCUGUCCACUCAGUCCAGUCCCUUCCUGUCCACUCAGUCCGGUCCCUUCCUGUCCACUCAGUCCGGUCCCUUCCUGUCCACUCAGUCCGGUCCCUUCCUGUCCACUCAGUCCAGUCUCUUCCUGUCCACUCAGUCCAGUCCCUUCCUGUCCACUCAGUCCGGUCCCUUCCUGUCCACUCAGUCCAGUCUCUUCCUGUCCACUCAGUCCAGUCCCUUCCUGUCCACUCAGUCCAGUCCCUUCCUGUCCAGUCCCUUCCUGUCCACUCAGUCCAGUCCCUUCCUGUCCACUCAGUCCAGUCUCUUCCUGUCCACUCAGUCCAGUCCCUUCCUGUCCACUCAGUCCGGUCCCUUCCUGUCCACUCAGUCCGUCCGGUCCCUGUUGGACUCGGUCCUCCUCUGGUUGUCCACUCGUCUGUCCCAGGAGGACGUCUCUCUGCUGGUUCUGUCCCUCCGUCUCCGUCGCAGUACCGUCCAGUUGGUCCAGCUCCGGGCCGGGGGCAGUCCGGCGUCCCGGGCCUUCCAGGUCCUGGCCCUGUGGAGGCGGGGCCUGCCCACUGCCCCGCCCCCCCACCGCAACCUCAGCCACCUGGCCUCCUGUCUCGCCAAGAGUGGACGACCCGACCUGGGACAGGAGCUGCUGGACCGCCUGGCAUCUGGACCGGACCCUGGACCAGACCCUGGACCGGAACCUGGACCUGACCCUGGACCAGACCCUAGACCUGAUCCGGAACCUGCCUCUUGA
Sphaeramia orbicularis (orbiculate cardinalfish) is the source of this 2383-nucleotide messenger RNA. Its product is annotated as death domain-containing protein 1. NCBI's taxonomy places the organism in Eukaryota, Metazoa, Chordata, Actinopteri, Kurtiformes, Apogonidae. The coding region runs from base 38 to 2383 and encodes 781 amino acids. The record is from RefSeq and is a predicted model, not a curated record. The transcript is spliced from 9 exons.